This is a messenger RNA of Xiphias gladius (swordfish), 2802 nucleotides long. RefSeq names its product coiled-coil domain containing 3a (gene ccdc3a). The coding region runs from base 393 to 1289 and encodes 298 amino acids. Gene Ontology annotation, biological process: negative regulation of gene expression. Gene Ontology annotation, cellular component: extracellular region. Lineage: Eukaryota; Metazoa; Chordata; Actinopteri; Istiophoriformes; Xiphiidae. The record is from RefSeq and is a predicted model, not a curated record. The transcript has 3 exons.
GGCAACACAGCAACAGGUUGGAGUUGUUGAACUUUCUGCACACCGAUCUUAUCAUUUUAUCCCCUUUUAUUGAGUCUGAAAUAGUGAAAAGGUCGAAGUCUCUGCAAGAUUAGUCAAUGGACAAAAACUGGUCGAAUUUAGUGUGAAAAGUUAGAUUAUUUGGCAUGUUUUUGGAAUUUUGGUCAAGAAGAGCAUCCUUGAGUGUUCAUGUAACCAUUACAAGUGUGAAGUGCUUUAUAAAUGUAACUUUUGAAACCCUAUUUUAAGCUAUUUAGAUGCAUUGAAGGGACUGAUCAUCUGCAUAAAAAAAUCAAUUUUGAUCAAAAAGCCGACCAAACUUUUCUCCAGUGAAGCAUCACGAAGGUUUAAGUGGACUUCUUGGGCUUUGCAGGAUGUUUUCCACGACUCUCCUCCUUACAGCGUUCUGUGUUUAUGCGCAUUUGGACACUUUUACGCAGGGGUGCCAGCUCCCCUCCGAGUGGCGGCCGCUGAGCGAUGGAUGCCGGGCGGAGCUGGCGGAGAUCAUCGUCUACGCUCGGGUCCUAGCCAUACACCGAGAGCCCUUGGGCGGCGUGGCAGGUAGCCUGAGCCUGUACAAUUCGCUGCCCUUCGGGUUCGGUUAUGGGUACGAGGGCACGGAGGAAGGGCUGUUGUACUCGGCAGAGGUGGAGCUGCUGUGCGACCAGGCUUGGGGCAGCAUGCUGGAGGUACCCUCUGGAUCAAGGCUCAACCUGACUGGGCUAGGGUACCUGUCCUGCCAGUCCUACACCGUGAUGGAGAACUACUCCUACUUCUUCUUCCUCAGGAUGGACGAGAACUACAACAUCCUCCCCCAUGGGGUCAACUUCCAGGAUGCCAUCUUCCCCGACACAACUGAGAACAGGCGCAUAUUCUCGAGUCUCUUCCAGUUCUCCAACUGCACCCAAGAGAGCCCACCAUUCCACACCUUCAGCCCGGAGUGGGACAUCCAGGAGGACAGCAGGCUGCUGUGUUCCUCAGUGCAGGCGGUGCUAUUUGAGGAGGAGGAGCGAGGCCGCAAGAUGCAGGAGCGUCUGGCUGCAGCAGAGAGGAGAAACCGGCAGCUGAAGGAGCGCAUUCGCAAGGUGAAGCGUUCCCUGAGGAACGCCCGCAAGGCCACGCGCAAGGCUGAGCAGGAGGUGCAGGAGCUGCAAGAGAAGCUGAAGGCUGCCAAGCGGAGAGAGGGGCAUCACCUCAAUGCCAUAACGCAGGAGGAGCAUCCACCUGGGCAUUAUGCAAGCACAGCAAUGCGCCAGCGAAUGCAACUUUAACUAAUCCUACCUGCCCCAACUUGCAACCCACUUGGACUGAAAACUAGCUGUGGAGAGUGAGAGGCUGCUGGGCGGUCUCUGAGCAAGGGACAUACAAAUAGCAACUGUCACAUAUGAGUAAACACACUUUUAAAGUAAUAAUCUAUAUAGUUUUGUUGUAAGUAAAGUACUCUUUCUCUCUUUUAUAACCCCGAUUGCAAUAACACAACCGUAUAGGGUCAGGAAGACUCCUGGUCAUCUGACAAAAGAACGAAAACGUUUCCUGAAUGAGAAUCAAACAUUUAUUUUCUUGAUAAUUCCUCUUGCAGGUGGAGCAGUGCUGUAGCUCAGCUGCCUUCCUGAAUGGAUAGAGGUGCUGCUUGAAGUUUGAACGAUGUAUGUGUUUGCUAGGUAGGGGCAGUGUCUAACAAAAGACUCUAUUGAGCACUAUUAGAAGUAUAGGAUCCAGUGUUAGAAAGUCAGACUAAGAGUCAGAAUAUCCUUGCUUCUGCUGCACUGAUUUCUUUUUAAAAAUCUCACUAUAGCAAAUGCACCAAUUUCAUAUAAAUCAAAUCACUAGAAUACCCCUUUAAAUACAAUAUUUUGUUCUCAUAGUCCAAACACAUUGCCAAAAAAAAUUGAAUUUCCGGCAUCUAAUAUGUAAAGCUGCAUUAACUGAGCAGCAGAAACUAGCUGAAAACACAGCAGUGACAUAUUAUCACUCUUUAAGUUAAUAUAGCUAACUUGUUACCAAGCAGUUGCUGACUUACACAUUCAGCAGACUUUAAACAACAUUAGGAUUAAUUUGAAGUUUUGUUUCUGUUUAACUGAUGUAUUUAAUUCUAAUAUAUACUUUCCUUUUAGCACUAAUUUGCCCUCCACCAACCACUGAGGGAAAUAUCCUAAAUGCUCCACUAUGUAUAAUUUCAUCUAUUAAUGUUUGAUAUGGGGCAAGUAGAGUAUAGUGGAUUUUUAGAGCUGUUUGUCUGCUGUGUCUGAAAAUGACAAUGUCGAUGAGAGCAGUGACAAUAAACCAACACAGUUAAGAUGCGGGCCGCAAAACCAAAACAAUGAACUGAAAGAUGCUAAGAGUGUAUCUGCAGAGUCAGGUGAUAAUUCUCUGUAAAUUCAUCCCUGCAAGCAACCCCUUCCACAAUACAUAUUGUAAUUUGACCUAUUGUUAUUAUAAAACUAUUGAUUAUAUCAGCUUUAAGUAAAUGAAAGACCUGCGUUGGCAUUUAUGGUCUUUUAGUUUUUGUUGCUUUUUGUGACACAUAGUGUAUGACAAUCUGCCACAACCAAAGAAUUUAACUUAAUCAGACACAUUCAAAUUGCCAUUUAUGUGAUUGCGGACUAAAAGAGCACUGAUAAGAGACAAUACAUUUAAUUCUAAACAUGCUGUGAUUAAUCAACUUUCACUUCAAAUUAAAUUUUUAGCAGAGAGUUGAAUGUCUUUGAAUGAGAAUUCUGGGAUGUUUGAGAGGGUUCAUUUAUUAUUAAUUCAAGUCUGGAACAUCAUCUUGUAUUUGAUAUA